This is a messenger RNA of Thermochaetoides thermophila DSM 1495, 1008 nucleotides long. Its product is annotated as pectinesterase-like protein. Gene Ontology annotation, molecular function: pectinesterase activity. The record is from RefSeq and is a predicted model, not a curated record. Lineage: Eukaryota; Fungi; Ascomycota; Sordariomycetes; Sordariales; Chaetomiaceae. Gene Ontology annotation, biological process: cell wall modification. The transcript has a single exon. The coding region runs from base 1 to 1008 and encodes 335 amino acids.
AUGUUCUUUUUCUUUUCUCUUCUCCUGUCAUUCGCGGUUAUCACGAGCGCGGCGCCAGUAUUAGAGGCUCGCGCUUCGCGGACCUCACCUCCUUCGGGCUGCCUGACUGUCGGCAGCUCGGGCAAAUACAAAACCGUGCAGGCCGCUGUCGACGCCCUCAGCACGACCACCACUACAACUCAAUGCAUCUUCAUCUACGGGGGCACCUACAGGGAACAGGUCUACAUCCCGGCCCUCAAGUCCUCCCUGACCAUCUACGGCGAGACAACAGACACAUCUACAUACAAGUCCAAUACUGUGACCAUCACCCAGGGAAAGUCCCAGGAUGACUCGCCCAAUAAUGACCAGACCGCUACCCUUCGGGCGCACACUCCUAACCUGAAUGUCUACAAUAUCAACUUUGUCAACACCCGCGGCAAGGGCUCGCAAGCCCUUGCUCUGUCGGCGCAGAAGGACAAGCAGGGUUUCUACGGCUGCCAGUUCAAGGGUUACCAGGACACCAUCCUCGCGAACGAGGGCGCCCAAAUCUAUGCUAAAUCCUAUAUCGAAGGCGCGACAGACUUCAUAUUUGGCCAGCGCGGCCGUGCCUGGUUCGAAAAGUGCGACAUCCGUGUGCUGGCCGCCAGCGUUGGCUACAUCACUGCCAACGGCCGCGACUCGUCCAGCAACCCGAGCUACUAUGUCAUCAAUAACUCGAACAUUGCCGCCAAAAGCGGUGACUCGGUCAAGGCUGGCGCGUACUACCUUGGUCGGCCGUGGAGGAACUAUGCUCGCGUGGUGUUCCAGAAGACGAGCAUGUCAAAUGUCAUUAAUGCGGCUGGUUGGAAGGAGUGGAACACUGGCGACCCUCGGACAGAUCAUGUUGAGUUCGCUGAGUAUGGGAACAGCGGUGACGGGUCUAAGGGUACAAGGGCCAGCUUCUCGAAGAAGCUUUCGUCUGCGGUUAGUAUCUCGACUGUGCUUGGCAGCGAUUACGAGAACUGGGUUGAUGCUAGCUACCUCUCUUGA